AUGAUGAAUGUUUCAAAAUGUAGUAAAUGUUUAAAAGUACCAGAUGAUAUACUAAUGUUAACAUGUAAUCAUGAUUUAUGUUUAUUAUGUGCAGCUAAGUCAUUUUCAUAAUAACAAUCUAAAAGAAAUAAAAAAGUAAAAUAUACUUUUUGUAAUUGAAUAGUUUUUUGUUUGUGAUAUUUGUUCAUCUAAUACAGAAUUAGAUGCUAACAGUAUUUAUGAAUUAGAAAAAUUACAUUUAACUACUGUUUUAUAGGAUAAAUCAAAUCGUAAAACUGUCCAAUAAUCAAAAUCCAAUAUAUCAAUUGAAAAAUAAGUUAAACCUCGUUCAUAAACUAGAUAAGAUAAUAAAGAAAAUGCAAAAGAUAAAUCUAUUAAAUAAACUGCUUAAACAAUAGAAGCUAGAGUUUCUAUACAUUAAUCUUAAAGGAAAAUGAGUAAAUAACAGAGUGAAAAUUCAUUCAUUUAUCAUUAAAAAGGAAUGUGUGUUGAUCAUCCUGAUGAAGAAGUCUCAUACUAUUGUUUUGAUUGCAAUAGUAAAUGUAUUUGUCCUGAAUGCAUCAUACAUGGAAUUCACAAGAAUCAUGAAGUUAAGACAAUUAAGAAAUCAUAUCCAAUUGUGAGAAAAUAGUUAGAAGAACAAUUAGAAUAAAAUAAUCAAUGUAUAAUCUAAGUAGAAAACUAAAAGUAAGAAUUAGAACAGAAAUAAAUAUAAUAAUAAGCCAUAUAAGAUCAUUUAAGAUUACAAAUAGCUUAAGAAUUUUAAGUAUCUAUUUCAUAUUAAUACUUAUAGACUUUACAUUAAUUAUUAAAUAGUAAAUAAAAUGAAUUAUUAGAAAAAGUAGAUAAUUUACCUACAAUAAUAGAAUAGUAAGAAGGAUAUAUAAACAGAUUAAAUGAAGUUUAAUGCAAAUUAUAAAAUUUUACUGAGAAAAUUAAUGAUAUGAUAGAUUCCAAAGAUGAAUGUGGUUUACUUAAUUAUUAUGGAUCAAUUUAUGGUUAAACAACACCAUAAAUACCUCCACUUCCAAAUAUUAAAGAUGUACAACUAUCAAAUUAAAUAUUUUCAUAAAUUAAUGAUGUUAAAAAGUUAAUUGGAGGUAUGGAUAUUGAUUGUAAUUAAUGA
Molecule: messenger RNA, 1126 nt
Organism: Paramecium pentaurelia
Lineage: Eukaryota; Ciliophora; Oligohymenophorea; Peniculida; Parameciidae
Source: the annotation of a GenBank genome assembly